Botrytis fragariae is the source of this 303-nucleotide messenger RNA. RefSeq lists its product as uncharacterized. The coding region runs from base 1 to 303 and encodes 100 amino acids. The record is from RefSeq and is a predicted model, not a curated record. Lineage: Eukaryota; Fungi; Ascomycota; Leotiomycetes; Helotiales; Sclerotiniaceae. The transcript has 3 exons.
AUGCCAGCCAUGGCUGUGAGCCUUGAGCAAGCCACAUCGAAACUGACCUUCUUACGCGAAGGAUUCGGAUUUAAUUUCCAGAUAGAGAUCUUUCUUCCGAAAUCUUCCAUUGAGCUACAACAACAGAAUUCUUCCGACCAAGAUAUCAAGAGUUAUCUCCGUUCUAUUGAUAGAAGAAUCGGGAAUCGCGGUAUUGUCGGAGGUUGGAUUGAUAAUCCCAAUUCAGACACAUCAGUGUUGAUCGUAAAUGUCGACAUGCAGGUGGCCCGCGACAGAGACAUCGUAUCUUGGGCUAAACGUUGA